UGAGCUCAGGUGAGUUCUACCUGAGAGCUCACAGCUAUCAGGAGGACAGUGGAUUACAGCCCUUACCUCCAGCCUCCCUCAGCGCUGUUCUUCCCCAGCAGUCAGAAAGGCCGCAGCGCAUCAGACAGAAACAGUUUGUUGAUCAGAAACAGUUUUUAUGGCAGCGGGAGUAGGACUGGCUAUGAAUCCGCCUCAUAUGUCAGAGGAAAGGGCGGUUUUCACACAGCUGAAGCCCGUCAGGAUGUCUGGAGCGGACGGUGCUGAGGACACGCCCGUCUUUGAGGACGUCAAGCCGCCGAUUCAGCUAGAGCUGGACAAAUACCUUCCCCUGGUCAACAGCCCCCUCCUCCCCGCCCCCACCGACGCAGACAAGAAGUACAGACGAGAGAGCGCCUCGGUGGUGGACGAGUACUUCUCAGAGGACAAACCCGCCGCCCCUUACAGCCUCAACAUCAACCUCAUCCUUCCUAACACCACCCACCUCCGCACAGGCCUCUACAGGCCCAGUAACCCCAAAACGCUGACGCCACAACAGAUCAAGACGGAGCCAGGAGUGGAGGUGCCCUGCUCCAUUCCAGCCUCCACUCAGGCGCUGCCAGACUUCACCUCCGUCUUCAGCGUGUCUCCUGUAGUCAACAGUGUUUUCAUCAAACCAGACAUGAGCUCUGGAGGAGGGGUGAGCGUCUCUACAGCAGCUCAGCAGCAGCAGCAGCCUCAUUUAGACACAGAGCUGCAGAUUGGACCCCCGCCCCCCCAGCAGCAGGUCUACCACAUGCCCAUCAGCAGCUCAGACCUCACCCUGUCACACAGCAGCACGGGGGCGCAGGGCUCCGCCUGUGGCAGAACCAUGCUGAACCUGGGUGCCGCCACUCUGCCCACCAGCAACGGCAGCUACAUGAUGCACGCCGAGCACCAGCUGCAGCAGCAGCAUCACGGCUACUAUCAGGUGUCUCCAAACAGCUCUUCCCAGCCUACGGCACCCCACAGCUUGCCCCCCUCACCUCCAAACUCCCAGCCAGGAAGCCCGGAUGGCCAACCGGAACUGCUCAGCCUUGGGACGCAGCCGCCGCCGCCGUACCAGCAGCGUCUGGGAGGGAUGAAGGUGUCAGGACUGUCUCCGCACGCGCUUCUAAUGACGCACGGCCAGGGCGUUCUGACGGGCCCCAAAUACAACAGGCGGAACAAUCCCGAGCUGGAGAAGAGGAGGAUCCACUUCUGUGACUAUCCAGGUUGCACUAAAGUUUACACAAAGAGUUCCCAUCUAAAGGCGCACCAAAGGACGCACACAGGUGAGAAACCGUACCGCUGCACGUGGGAGAACUGCGACUGGCGCUUCGCCCGAUCAGACGAGCUCACCAGACACUACCGCAAGCACACCGGGGCCAAACCCUUCAAGUGUGUGGCCUGCAGCCGCUGCUUCUCGCGCUCGGAUCACCUGGCUCUGCACAUGAAGCGCCACCAGAACUAGUUCCUGACUGUUUAUAGAUCCAACCUAAAACAAUCUGACACAUGUACAGAGCAGCAUGCAUGCAUGACAGCCAUCUCUCUGGAAUCUGGUGCCUCGUCUGUUGGGGAGGGAGGUUGAUUUUUAUCUUAACAGCACGAAAACACUCCAAAGAAAGCCUAGAGUACCAAAGGACCUGAACUGAUUUCUAACAUCCAGGUUAAUCACUUUAUUGAUCGAUCUUCAGUAAACGUCACUUCAAGGUUUCAAGAACGGACUCCAAAAUCUGAAUGUCUUGGAAAUCUUUAUUUUUUUUUCCUUUCCUACAAAAUGACUUUUUCCACCUUUCAGCUCUGCGAGGUACGAACUUUCAACGAGACGUCCUGCCUGUGUACAUACUUGUGCAUAUGUUUGUGUGUUUUUGAAAAAAUACAGCGAAUGUAUUGAGAUUGAUACUUGACACUUAUUUUCCCGCUGAACGUGAUCCUACAUAAUUUUCCACAUUGUGACUUCCUUGUGAUAAAAAGCCGAGCCGAUGGCCCUAAAAACGGGACGAAAAAAAAAUAAAAAUGCAAAAACAGCCAAGAGACGAGAAGGCAGCUCUCCAUGAAGGAGUUAAUCAUCAGCUCGUUAUGCCUGUUUCAGUGCAGGUAAUACCUGUCCAGCUCAGACAGCAGCGCCGCUCGCCAUUGUUUGUUGUCCUCACCCCUGUUGCCCCGGCAACCGCUUUAUGGCUUCCCCUCUUUUUUUCAGUGCAUGUUUUGUUCUAAUUCUCCCGGUAUUUAUUUAACACUUGAGCUCAGGAACGAUAGACGCAGGUGGGUGGGGCUUUUUAUGUAAUCAGGUGUGACUUUCUGAUUGGUUUAAUGCACCAUGUGGCAGAAAAAUCCCAUUCAGGCAGUUAACGUUCAAUCGACUGUAUGACAGAGGAUCAGUGAUGCCUCUGCAGCUUUUAAAGACGCUUUCAUGCAGCAGAUUAGCUUCAGGGUUUCUGAGCCGUCUAGUGAAAUUAGUGGAAUUUUUCUUUUUGCGAUGUAUUGAUUAAAGAGAACAAAGCAGCUUUUGCAUGUGCUCUGAUUUCUCCCAUUGAAGCUGAAGGUUUCCUUCAUGGAGGCUGACUGUCUGCUUGGUUCGUUUAAAUGAAUCCCCUCCUGUUAUUUCAGAGUAUGAUUGUUCUACUUUUACCAUUUGUUUUUAUUUUGUCACCGAGGAAGAAAGUUCUCCCGUCUCUCUCCUAGAGGGGGCGCUGACCGCCCACUGUGUAUAUAAGCGUA
Cyprinodon tularosa is the source of this 2718-nucleotide messenger RNA. RefSeq names its product Kruppel-like factor 5 like (gene klf5l). Gene Ontology annotation, biological process: regulation of transcription by RNA polymerase II. The record is from RefSeq and is a predicted model, not a curated record. The transcript is spliced from 4 exons. The coding region runs from base 158 to 1468 and encodes 436 amino acids. Gene Ontology annotation, molecular function: DNA-binding transcription factor activity, RNA polymerase II-specific; RNA polymerase II cis-regulatory region sequence-specific DNA binding. NCBI's taxonomy places the organism in Eukaryota, Metazoa, Chordata, Actinopteri, Cyprinodontiformes, Cyprinodontidae.